Phaedon cochleariae (mustard beetle) is the source of this 5981-nucleotide messenger RNA. The record is from the annotation of a GenBank genome assembly. NCBI's taxonomy places the organism in Eukaryota, Metazoa, Arthropoda, Insecta, Coleoptera, Chrysomelidae.
CAGACAUCCUCCGACGCAUAUAAAAGCGGCAGUAGGCCGUGGAGAUCCUCUUACUCCGUGGCGACCGUCAUUUGUCGGGAGAGGCCAGAAAAGCGAAAGUUGCCCCACGUCCAAGAAGUUGAGAGCACCGUCGACGAAGACAAAUAUUCUUCGACGAGCGAGACAAGUCGAGGAACUUUCAGGUGGGCCUUCAGUCACAGUUGGCCAGGUGCGGAUCCGAGACUCGACAGUGAAGUGGACGCGGGCAGUGGUGUUUUUUUUGUGUGAUCGUAUUUUGGUGUCGCAGGACCGGACUCGAACUUUUUCUGUAUUUUACGAAGGGGUAGAGGCGCAGCAGUCGAGAUGAGGGCAGCAGGAAUUUUGAUGCUGGUCCUCACAGCCCUAGCGACCACACAAUGUUUCCCCACCCAAAGCGAUGACGUCACCUCCGUUUCCCAAGCCGACGAUCACGUGUUCGUCCAAUCGUCCGCUGCCCACGCGCAGCCCAUCACAAGAAAAGACAAGACGCCUGAGGAUGGCAGCAGGCCGUUCGAAACGGCGCACAAGCUGCCGCCUUCCCUAACCUUCGCCCUAGAACGAGAAGAAAAGGCGGAGGAGGAGAAGAAGACAGAAGUUGUUGAGGAGGGAAAGCUGAAGAAGAAGAAGGUGAACAAGAGAGAGGCGCAAGGCGGGGCAGCUCCUGCACCUCCAGGGGCUACCAGGAUAGACGUUAAAGCUUUGCUGGAAAAAUACCAAAUAUCCCCAUCAACCACAAGACCUCAACUGACGUCUACCACGACAGCCAAGUCCCCGAGCAAAUCCAGAAGACGUAAAGCCACCACCCCUACCACGACUAGCACCACCACUGAAGCCCCUGCCACGAAGAAGUCCCACCGAAGGAGAGGCGGCAAGAGGGUCAAGAAAGAGGCCCCGUCAGUGACCAGCCCCAGUCCCGUUUUGACAACUGGAAGGGCCGUAGCCAGAGCAAUUGACAGCGAUGACAUUCCACUUCUGGGGGCGGCGAGCGAUAAGCAGAGGUCCAGGAUCCAGAUCAAGAAGGGGCCUAAUGGGCAAGAGUAUGAGUACGAGUACGUGUACUACUACUAUGACGAUGACGAGGAUACCAAAGAUAACAAGGUGACCAAUUCACACGAUGGUCCUGCAAGAAACCAGAUACCAUCACGCGGUGAACUGAAACCUGCUGCGGAAGCUAACGAAGUUGUACCGAGAGGAACCAAAAGCAGGAGUAGGCAGCUUGGUGAAGAAGACACCAUCACCGAAGAAAGACUACCGGCUAACACAAGAUUCCCACCCAGGAGUCGUAACUUGAAUACCACACCUUUGCCAGAAGAUGAACCAAGAACGACCAGAGGCCGCGGAAGAAGACCAUCUCCAGAUGCCGCUUCCGGUGAAUUGGACAACGUAUCAAAUGAGAGUCAAAGCUCGAGAGGCAGGACACGAGCGAACAUCAAGAGACCCUCCUUGGACUUAGUCGAUAACGACUCAUUCAACACGCAUGGCGCUAGCCAAGGCAAGCCCAAUUUCCCGCAAGAGCUGCCAGAAGGACCGGACGCACCAGAAGCUCCGGUAUACAGAUCCAGAGAGGAAUCUCAACCGUCGGCUUCUCAACCGGAAGUGCCUGAAUCCGACAACACCAUUGCGUCAACGGAAGCCACCACGGCGAUGUCACCGAUGGACAAAGUAGCUCUCGAUCUGUACGCCAUCUCCCAGGGUAAUCAGAAGCUGUUCGGUGAAGGAAACGAUGAUAGAGAAGUCAGCACGGAAGGAGAAGGAAACGCCGCUCAGACCGAACUCACUACUGAAGAAAUUUCAACAGAACCAGAAACCACCCCAACCACCACCACCACCACAACAACCACAACCACUACCACCACUACCACCACGACAACCACCCCUCCGCCGCCCCCAUCGACCGAGGCCGCCCACUUCGGCAGGGGCAAGUUCGGAGGCAGGAGAAGCGGCCUCAACGGCAGGAAGACCACCACCGCCGCCCCGACCACCGAAUCCGCUCCCGCCGAGCCCAAGAAGGGCAAGUUCGGCAGGCCGAGCUUCGGGGGCGGCAGGGCGAGGGCGAGGACAACCCCAGCGCCCUCUGUUGACGAGGAGGUGCACAAGGAGGAGGCGAGACCGGCUAGUAACGCGAGGCCAACAUUGAGCCGUUCACGAUUUGGCGGCCCAAAAACUCGAGGUAGGACAACUCCGGCUGCCGAGGAGAGCAAAGAGGAGACCAGCAGCACGACUUCCGCCCCAUCCCACAAACCAUCCCUACCGAGAUCCCGACCGAAUUUGAGGGGGCGCAGUCGAACGACCGCAGCGCCAUCUACGGAGCAACAAGAAGCUAGCGAGGAGUCGUCAGCAUCAACUGCAGAAGCUAGCACAACUGCUCGAUCUAGAAGGAUCAAUGCUGGUCCAGCUGUGAGACCGUUGCGACCCGGCCCGAGAAUCAAUCUCAACGCGAGAGGCAGAGGAAGCACCACCACCACCACCACCUCGACGACAGAAGCUCCAGCCGAGGAUCACGUGACCGGCGACGAAGAGCCGGAAACGAGCGAACAUGAAGACAGUGAGAAGGAAGAGUCUCCAGCGCCGGUAGACACCUCCCCGCUGGCCCGCCUGCGCAACAAGAACCGCCCCAACGCCCUCCAAUCCCGUCCCAAGGCCGCCGCCAGCGCGCCCGUCCACGUGCGCCGCGUCAACCCGCUGCUGGCGCGCAGGCGCCCGGGUCACGUGACCGAAGCGCCCUCUAGCGAGGCGCCACCGGAACCGUCCACGGAGGAAGCGGAAACGGCAGCCGAGGUGGAGACAGAGGCGGCUCCGAGCAGUUCUACGACGGAGGAGCCGAAGGGGCUCAACAGGUUGUUGGCUGGGAGGCGGCGGUUGGGAGCUAGGACGCCGGGUACUUUGGUCGGGAGGUCGUGAAGGAUGGUAUAGAGACUGAUCGGGUCUGUAGCGCAGAUAGCACCGGACGUUAAUAUUAGGUUACAUUGGAGUCCUUCAAUUAUAAGCAAUGAACUCAAUAUAAACACCUGGAUGGGAUCCUCUGUGAACGACGAGUGAGGUUAACGUCGACGUGGUGCUUACUUCAACUCUCUAUUGAUCUCCUUCUAUCUUAUGUUGGCUAAAGGGAAGCGCUGGCAUUACAUGCAAUAUUUUCUUGUUUUUAUUAAAGAGUAUAGGUGUUUAAAUAUAAAUAUUCAUUUAGGAAAAAUGAUAAUGUUGCAAUCGAUUAUUAUUUGAGAAUAAUUAUUGAUUUUUUUAUUGACUCAAAAGUGAAAUUCCAUUUUAAUUCUUACACAAUUCGGAAGGCAAAUGAAUACAAAAUUGAAAUUAUAUAUACUCAUUCAAAUGUCACAAAAUAUUGUACAGGGUGAGCGAAGCUCAAUGUCUCAGCACUAUCAGAAGAAAUAGAAAAACGAUAGAAACAAUUUAAAAAUAUGUUCUUCAAUGGUAUCGAGUACCUAUAAGGUCUAUUUUAAGCCUAAUCUUUAAGAGUACCUAUUUUUCCAUAAACAUUUCACUAUUAGAAGGUGAAUGAAAAGUGAAUAAAAGGACAAUGUUAGUAUGCAUUUUUUCAUUAAAGAUGAAUAUCUGCAUCGCUCAAAAUGAACACCUUCAUUUUUUCCUUUCUGGAGAAGGAGAAGCUCCAAAGGCAAACCUGAAAAGACAAUUUGAUAAUAUAUGAUGUAACUCUGAGUUUAAAAAUUUGAACUUCGUUUUUAACUUCAAAAUGUUUUUUUAGUACUCAUCAAGAUUGUCAUUUUUCUUUUUACUUUUUGUUUCAGUGUGUUCACUUUUCUUUGCAAUGGAAUAUGCCUUCUCGAAUGAAACAGUUUGUGGGUUCCAUUAUCAAUAAACUUUUGGAACUUAAUUGGGAGCUAGAAGUUGUAAUCAAAUCAAUGUCCAUAUGAAACACAUUCUCCUUAGAAUCCAAGUUAUGAACAUCCACAGACACAUCCUGAUAAUAAAUUACUAUGUAUUUUUAAAAAUCUAAACAAUUUUCAACUUUCCCAUGGAGGACAAUUUUUGUUUGUCUUGCUUCUUUUGCAUCCAAAGGCAACACAAUAUUGAUAACCAUUGUUUAUUAGUUCGAAAUCACAAAUCUUUUCAACAAUAAUCAAUUCACAUCAACAAAUUCAGUCCUUUUGAAGAAACAAAACGCAAAAUUUAGCGAUAUUUCAUAUAAUAAAAAACAAUGAAGUUCUCUCCUCACUUUUUUGCCUGUACACCAAUCAUUGGAUAAGAAAAAAUUGAUACACCAAUCCGCCAUUAAACAAAACGAGUGUGAAAGACACAUUUUACCGUAACACAAGCUAUCUUUGUUGCAGCUGCCUCUGACACACUCUGUGCUAUUUAAGAAACCAGCAGUCUCUUUUCCAGGUGUUUAUAUUGAGUUCAUUGAUAAUAAGUGACGAUACUUGAUUCCGGUACCCCUGUCAGCGUUGCCAACACAAAAUUACCAAGUCUACGGGGCCGGUUGUUCAAUCCAUAGUAAAACCCGAAGAUUGAUCAAACUUAAUCAAGAUUUGAUAGUUUGUCUGGCAGAUGUUAUGGAAAUAGAUAUUUACGUAGCCAGUAAGGAAACGAGUCAUUAUGUGUAACGAAUCCGCAGAACUCAGGGUUACACAAAAUGGGUUUUCUAACGUAUACGUACCAUAUUUUUUCCAAUUUUUAUGAAACAUUUUGUUCUGACAGAAAUAAUAUCCAGUUCUUCAUGAGUUCUGCCAUGGUAGUUCUACCGAUUAUGUACAAAAUUUAGUGAGCAAGUUGACUUCGUCCGUCACUUUGAAAUAAAUAAAUAAUAUGGCCAAAAAUCAGCAACGAUAUUCACUGAAUGGACUCGUUUGAUAUCUUCAUUAGAGGAAAAUGACUAGAUCGAACGUUGACAUUAGUCGGUGAUUUAACCUGAAAAAUGAGAUAGUUCUAGACAUGAAAAUUUGUUCUGGUAACAUUGAUAGGGGCACUGGACUCAAGUUUUAAUGUCAUCUCAGUUCGAUAGACUGAUAAAUAUAUUUUAUCUACAACUAUUGAAUUAUAAAUUCAUUGCUUGCUCGAUUUUCAACAACUUAUGACAGUCAUUAAUUGAAUAAUGAUAAUAGUACCUACUUAGUAUUGUGACAUCUCAUCGACUUGUCAAAUACGAAUACAUAUUGAUCAUUCCAGAAUUACGUCAUUUGACAGGUUGCUGAGGGGCAAACAUUGUAUUUUGUCAAAAUUUGUCAUAUAAAACCAGAAUUAGUGGGAUCGUUUUCCUUGGAAUCCGAGUUGGAACCAGAAAGAAUUUCAUAAUUUUGUUUGGUGGAACUGUUAUUAUAUUGUGGAUGUGGCAGGGACAGCCAGAGCAAUGCUCAUCAAAGGUAAACUAACAGAUAGUUUGUGUGCCCCUCAAGAAACCAUGUCAAAAUCACGUGUUCUAGAAUGAUCAAUACAUAUUUCUUUUACUGAAUCACAGGUAGGUACAACCGUUUGUGAAAUGAACGCAAAUAUAUUGAAAUCUUCUUAAAUUUUCUAUUGCAUUGACCGUUUCCCAUAUUGAUGGAAAUCCAUAGUAAAUGUAAAAAACUUCUGUUUCAAUCGCUUUCUUACAAAAAAUAAUUCAAUACUUUUAAUUCUCAGCAAAUGAACUGUCAAAUGUUAAUUCAUUCGGGUAACACCGAAAAGGAAUAUUUUCAAUAGGUAUAUGUGUGAAUUUUCGUCAUAAAAUAAUUUGUUUAAGAAUGAACCAGGCUAUGUGCCAAUGUUUUUCCCAUGAUUAUCCUCUACUUUUGUAAUUUAUUGAAAUUCCGACAUCUUACUUUGGUAUUGUAAAUAAUAGGGUAGUAAAAUGUUUCAAUUUUUCUUGGAUUGUUUCAAUAAACACCACCCCUGCAGGUGCCAGAUUUUUUAAAACCGUUUAUUUGAAACAAUAUGAAUACAUCAAUUUUUUUAUCAAAAAAUAUCACUACAGAGGUAACAAAUUGGAUAUAAAAUUUAUGACAACUUUC